This is a messenger RNA of Haemorhous mexicanus (house finch), 3357 nucleotides long. Its product is annotated as basic proline-rich protein-like. The transcript has 2 exons. Bases 553 to 2640 code for a protein of 695 amino acids. Lineage: Eukaryota; Metazoa; Chordata; Aves; Passeriformes; Fringillidae. The record is from RefSeq and is a predicted model, not a curated record.
GACAUGUUUUAGGAAAAAUCCUUUCCUUAGGAUUUUUCCCUCCUGAGAAGCUGAGAGGCCUCAGGAACAAACUGUAAACAAUUCUUAUCUGCUGCUGUGGAAUGCAACAGGGGGAAUCUGUGAUUGGUCUCAUCUGGUUGUUUGGAAUUAACGGCCAACCACAGUUCACCUGUCCAGACCGUCUCGGUCGGAGACAAGCCUUUGUUAUUCAUUCCUUUCCUAUUCUUAGCUUAGCCUUCUGAUGAAAUCUUUUCUCUCUGUUCUUUUAGUAUAGUUUUAAUAUAUUUUCUAUCAUAAAAUAAUAAACCUAGCUUGCUGAUACAUGGAGUCAACUUUCUCGUCUCUUCCCUCAUCCUGGGACCCUUGUGGACAAUACUACAAAUGGUGACCCCGAGUGAAAAAAGGAGCACCACCACAGAAGGUGAACACCGAGGACAGAACUGACAGAUGGUGCCUCGAGUGAAGGAAUCACCACAAUUGGACCCUGAGUGAGGAAGAAUUCUUCAUUUGGCUGGCCGCAGAGAGAACCUUUUGAAAAGUCUCCGAGACAAGAUGUCCAGAAGUCUUUGCAGCACAGAGCAGUCUGCCGAAGCCCAGAGGACACUGUCACAAGGUACUGUUUACACUUCCCUUCCUGAAAAUGCUUCCCUUCUUACAAGGCAGAUUCGGAUCUGGACAAGGGUGCCUACGGAGGCGGAGGUUUCAUUCUCUCCCUCAGAGGAGAAACUUAUUGGCCUCUGGCAAAAAUGGGGUCAUGAGGACAGAAUUCCUAUGCUGAAGAUACACUUCUAUGAGUUUUUCAGGUGGGCAAAGCACCAUGGCUUUUUCACUGAUGUGCUGUAUGCCCUUGAUUCAUACAUAUGGGAAUGCAUGGAAUUCAUUAUCCGAGACCUUCUUUACCGGGGACUUGGAUUUCCUCGGGUUUAUCCGUCAUUCAGAACUCUCUUCCCAGUUUUGAAACGGAAAGCGUCUGCAUAUCAGUGGAUUUCGGAUUGCCGAGGUAUGUCUCCCUUCUCGCUGGCGCUGGCAAGAGGGGAACCAGUGCAAAUCCACAGCCUGCAGGUUCCCAGCCCCCCCGAAUCGCGGCGGGGGGGCGAAGUUUUGCCCGCGACAGAAGAAAAGUUUUUUUCUGCGCCUUUGGAGCAUGCUCCGACGGAACCGCCUCCCCCGCCUUGCUGCUCUCAGGGGGGAGGUGAGUUGGCUCCACCGCCCGAGCCGGAGCCGCGGGCCCCACCCCAACCCGCCCCGCAGGAGGUGCCAGUCCCCGCGGCCCCUCCCGCGGCACCGCCUCAGCCCGGACCGGACCCGUCGCCUCCAGCGGAGUUUGUCGGCGUUCCCGUGGCAGAAGCACCGCCUCCCGGGGCUUCGCCCGAGUUGCUAGGCGACGCACUCGACAGCAAUCGCCAAGAGCUCGCGACUGCGCUGCCGCUCCCGAAGCAAAGUGAGACAACAGUGCAGGCGGCACCGGUGGGCCCCGGCCCCGCGCCCCUGCCGCCCCCCGCGGCUGUCCCGCCGCCUCCCGUGUCGGCUCCGCCGGCUUUGCUGUCUGCGCCCGCGAUGCAGCUUCCGGUACCCGGAGAAGACGCGGCUGCUGUCCCCAGCCCGGCGGGGGUCGAUGCCGCGCUGCCCGCGCCGGUCGAAUCCGCGUUCGACCCUCCAGCAGAGCCCGUGAGGGCUCCGAGCGCGGCGGCUCCGCCUUUGCCUGCCACGCCAGUGGAGGAGGCUGAGGUUGAGAACCACCAAGCGGAACCAUCAUUGGAGGCGCCCGUGGCCCCGCCGCUCCCCGCGGCGGCCACCGCGGCGCCUGCGAUCAGCCUGGAUUCCCCCCCGAGCUUUUCGGGCUGUCCCGAGGCUGCCCCUGCGGGGGGAGCUGGGACAGGGGAAGGGGAUGCCUGUCUGCCCCUCCGUGGGGGGGUUGUGGCUCGACAGCUGAUUGCGGGCUCAGCCCGUCAGCCUGCUUUCAAACUCAGCGUUUUUCGCGGGCCGGUUCGGGUUUGGUUCGGAGGUUCCCGUUGGGGGUUGGAAUGCCUGACUCCCCCUGCGCACCCCAGCACCGUGGGGGAGGUGGCUCCUGAGCCUUCUGCUUCUGGUCCCCAGCCCGCAGGGAGUGGGGGUGGUACCGAGGGGCAGAAAGGAGGAACACCUUUUGCAUUUGCGUUGCAGAGGCAGGAGAAACAGUGGAAAGUGAGCGUCGCUCAAUUGCUCUGGGGACAAAGCACCCCCAGAUCUAGGGUGAUGAUCCCUGGGAAAGCUUCUCUUCCCCAGCUGCUGGUCUGCACCGGUUCAGAGGGGAUGAAGCGUUCGGUCACUUGUGCUGCCCAGGCAUUGGCAGCAGAGUGCCGGGUUGUGAGACCACGGAGCCCGCUCCGCGGGCCGGGUCUGGGCCGUUUGGCUCGGUUCCCUGGGCCAGGGCCUCCGCCCGGCCAGCGGCUGUUUGGUUUGGGGGCUUUGCUUCCCCCGUCAGGACCUGGGCCACCGUUCUGUAGGCCAGGUCUGGGAUCCCUGAUCCUUCCACGAGGGCCAGGGCCCCCGCAGAGCCUCAGUGGCUCCUCUCUGCUGCUGCUCUUUCGUCCAAAAAAAAAAAAAAAAAAAAAAAAAAAAAAAAAAAAAAAAAAAAAAAAAAAAAAAAAAAUUAAAUAAAAAGAGUUGAAAGAGCUAGCAGCUCAAAAAGCGUUGAAAAGCCAAGCAAGCUUGUUUCAGGACCAAAAGGGACUUUCAGCAAUGUCAGAGAGGAACAUCUUCAGUUUGGACUUUCCCUGAAACUCAGCUGUUUGGACUUGAAGCAAUGAACUUUCUUUUCAUUGUUUUUGCAUUUUCUUAUAUCUUAAGAUUGUUUUGGUGUGUGAUGUAAUUUGAUGUUUUGCAGAUGAAGAAUUUCCCUGACGGUUCCACAUCAGCACUGAUUGAUGUUUUGAUUGGCAACAUUAAGCCUCUCAGGUGCUUGUUCUUUCCUCUGCAUGGGCCAGCAGAUGAAAUUGCAAACACUUUUUCCUUUUAAUUUAUUUAAAAUAAAAAGGGUGAGAUGUCACCGACAUGUUUUAGGAAAAAUCCUUUCCUUAGGAUUUUUCCCUCCUGAGAAGCUGAGAGGCCUCAGGAACAAACUGUAAACAAUUCUUAUCUGCUGCUGUGGAAUGCAACAGGGGGAAUCUGUGAUUGGUCUCAUCUGGUUGUUUGGAAUUAACGGCCAACCACAGUUCACCUGUCCAGACCGUCUCGGUCGGAGACAAGCCUUUGUUAUUCAUUCCUUUCCUAUUCUUAGCUUAGCCUUCUGAUGAAAUCUUUUCUCUCUGUUCUUUUAGUAUAGUUUUAAUAUAUUUUCUAUCAUAAAAUAAUAAACCUAGCUUGCUGAUACAUGGA